AUGAAACAUCAAAAGAUUCUUGUGGACGACAUCUUUUUCACGGACGAAAUUUUUUCACAGAUGAAACAUCAAAAGAUUCUUGUGGACGACCUCUUUUUCACAGAUGAAACAUCAAAUGAUUCUUGUGGACUAACCUUUGGACUAACCUUUUUUCACAGAAACAGCACAAGAUUCUUGUGGACGACCUCUUUUUUCACAGAAGAAACAUCACAAGAUUCUUGUGGACGACCACUUAUUUCACAGACGAAAUAUGAAACAUCAAAAGAUUCUUGUGGACGACCUUUUUUCAGAGAUGAAACAUCGCAAGAUUCUUGUGGACGACCUCUUUUUUCACAGAUGAAACGUCGCAAGAUUUUUGUGGACGACCUCUAUUUGCGCAGUCGAAACGUGGCAAGAUUCGUGUGGACCACCUCUAUUCUCGCAGACCUCUUUUUUCACGGACGAAAUGUCACAAGUUUCUUGUCGACGACAUUUUUGUUAACAGACGAAAAAUCACAAGAUUCUUGUGGACGACAUCUUUUUUCACAGAUGAAACAUCAAAAGAUUCUUACGAAACAGCACAAGAUUCUUGUGGACGACCUCUUUUUUCACAGAAGAAACAUCACAAGAUUCUUGUGGACGACCACUUAUUUCACAGACGAAAUGUCGGAAGAUUCUUGUGGACGACAUUUUUUUUCACAGACGAAACAUCACAAGAUUCUUGUGGACGACUCUUUUUUCACAGGUGAAACAUCGCAAGAUUCUUGUGGACGACCUCUUUUUUCACAGACGAAACAGAACAAGAUUCUUGUGGACGACCACUUUUUUCACGGACGAAAUGUCGCAAGAUUCUUGUGGACGACAUUUUUUUUCACAGACGAAACAGAACAAGAUUCUUGUGGACGACCACUUUUUUCACAGAUGAAAUAUCAAAAGUUUCUUGUGGACGACCUCUUUUUUCACAGACGAAAAAGAACAAGAUUCUUGUGGACGACAUCUUUUUUCACAGAUGAAACAUCGCAAGAUUCUUGUGGACGACCUCUUUUUCACAGAUGA
This is a messenger RNA of Acanthosepion pharaonis, 1035 nucleotides long. Lineage: Eukaryota; Metazoa; Mollusca; Cephalopoda; Sepiida; Sepiidae. The record is from the annotation of a GenBank genome assembly.